Molecule: messenger RNA, 525 nt
Organism: Hibiscus syriacus
Lineage: Eukaryota; Viridiplantae; Streptophyta; Magnoliopsida; Malvales; Malvaceae
Product: GDSL esterase/lipase At2g03980-like
Exons: 3
Coding region: 1-525 (174 amino acids)
Source: RefSeq, a predicted model, not a curated record
AUGAAAGUGAUGAAUUGCAUUCUCAAUUUGUUUCUCGUUUUUCAAGUAGUUUCAUUAGGAUUUGCAGAUGUGGUUCCAGUGCCAUCAUUUGAAAUUAGUAAAGAGUCAAUUUUGAAGCAUUUGUCAUUAGACAACAUUACUUUGGAUCUUCCAGCUUUAUACGUAUUUGGAGACAAUUUUGUUGAUGCAGGAAAUAAUAAUUAUCUCAAUUUACCUCGAAUUCAAAGUAAUUAUUCUCCGUAUGGAAUAGAUUUUGAUGGAAAACCCACCGGUCGUUACACCAAUGGUAGAACAGUAGCAGAUUUCAUUGCUCAAUUUACUGGUUUGCCAUUUCCUCCUCCAGUACUAAGUUUGUCUAAAGAUGUUAAGAGAGUUCCUCAAACUGGUUUAAAUUAUGCUACUGGUUUCACCGGCAUCUGCAAGACAGAGUUUGAAGCUGUAAAUAACGAGCUGAAGCUGAGGAUAAAGGAGCUUGAAGCUGAGCGCUAUCAAUGGAAGCUAGAUGUCGACUCUCAGAAGGAUUGA